CACUCUAUUUAUUUACUUGUAAUUGCAACAGGGUGUCACUCUGUCACUAAGGCUGGGGUGCAGUGGCAGGAUCAUAGUUCACUACAGACUUGAACUGGACUCAAGUAAUCCUCCCUCUGGAGCCUCCCAAAGUGCUGGGAUUACAGGAAUGAGCCACCGCGCCAGCCUUAUGUCUUUUUUUUUUUUUUUAAGUAAGCAUUCUGCUCUUCAAGUUCUCUGUACUUGGACACACCCUAAUUUCUAACUUCUAUAUGGUGUUACCUACAUAAGCCUCCACAGAUCCUACCCAAGGGCAACAGAAAAACUCAGCUGCUUCGUGGACACUGGGAGUUGCUGGCUGUGGGCUGUUUGUAGCAGGAACAGGAAGUACAGGGGCUGCCUCCGCCCCACCCUGGUCCUCCUUAGGCUUCCGAUCCUGUUUUGGAUGUGCAGACUGGAGGUGAAGAGGUCUCUGGUGCUGCUACUGUGAGUGCUUCUUUGGUCACUACAUUGUCCUACCUUUUCAUGGCUAUGGAAUUCAGUGAAUGCCUCUAUCGCAUUGCGGAAGAAAUAGGCAGUGAUGAGCUGGCCUCCCUCAAAUUCCUAAGUCUGGAUUACAUCCCACAAAAGAAGCAGGAACCCAUCGAGGAUGCCCUGAUAUUAUUCCAGACACUUCGGGAAAAGAGAAUGUUGGAGGAAGGCAAUCUGUCCUUCCUGAAGGAGCUGCUGUUCAGAAUUGACAGGCUGGAUCUGCUGGUUAAAUACCUGGACACCAGCAAGGAGAAGAUGGUGAGAGAACUAACACAGGGCACAGCUCAAAUUUCUGCCUACAGGGUCAUGCUUUUUAAUAUAGCAGAAGAUAUAGACAAACUGGAAUUGAGAUCUUUUAAGUUUUUUUUGAAAAAGGAGAUUCCCAAAUGUAAACUGGAAGAUGACAUGACCUUGCUUGAUAUUUUUGUAGAAAUGGAGAAGAGGGUCAUCCUGGGGGAAGGAAACUUGGACACUCUGAAAAGAAUCUGUAGCCAAAUCAACAAGAGCCUGCUGAAGAAAAUCACUGAUUAUGAGGAAUUAAGCAGAGAGAGAAGACUGAGCUUUGAAAGAAGUACAGAUGAAUUUUCAAACGAGGAAGAGUCGCUCAGAAUGCUGGCAAUCUCGGACUGUCCAAGAGAACAAGACAGUGCGUCACAGACAUAUGACAAAGUUUAUCCAAUGAAAAGCAAACCUCGCGGAUACUGUUUGAUCUUCAACAAUUAUGAUUUUAGCACAGCACGAAGAACAGUGGCAAAACUUCAGAGAAUGAGAGAUCGAAAUGGAACACACCUGGAUGCAGAGGCUUUGAGCAAGACCUUUAGUGAGCUUCAUUUUGAGGUGGUACAUUAUGAAGACACCACAGCAAAAGAAAUCCGUGAGGUUCUGAAAUCCUACCAAAGCAUGAACCACAGUGACAAGGACUGCUUCAUCUGCUGUAUUCUCUCCCAUGGAGACAAAGGCAUCAUCUAUGGCACUGAUGGAGAGGAGGCCCCCAUCUAUGAGCUGACCUCCUUUUUCACUGGUUCGCGGUGCCCUUCCCUUGCUGGAAAACCCAAAGUCUUUUUUAUUCAGGCUUGUCAAGGGGAUAAUUACCAAAAAGGCAUAUUUGUUGAGACUGACUCAGAGCAGCAGGAGGCCUAUUUAGAAAUGGAUGCAGCAUUCCAAAAUAAAUAUAUCCCAGAUGAGGCUGACUUCCUGCUGGGAAUGGCUACUGUAAACAACUAUGUUUCCUACCGGAGUCCUGCAGAGGGGACCUGGUAUAUCCAGUCACUUUGCCAGAGCCUGAGAGAAAGAUGUCCUCGAGGUGAUGAUAUUCUCACCAUCCUGACAGAAGUGAACUACGAAGUGAGCAGCAAGGAUGACAGAAAACGCCUGGGGAAACAGAUGCCGCAGCCCACCUUCACGCUCCGGAAAAAGCUGAUCUUCCCCCUUCUCUGACCUGUGCUGUUUGGAUGAGUAACACUACCUCUGUGGAGUAAAAAAAGUGCAAUUUUUUUAUAGAAUAAAAGUUAAUAUAUUAACUUAAACUAAUUUCCACACUACAUAAAAAUUUUCUAAAUUAACAAUUGGAAAUAUUAAUUAUAAUCUUUUAAAAAAUGAAAAAUUUUAAAUAAUCUUCCCCAAAACUCUUUUUCUUUUUCAUUUUUUUAAAUUGUUUUUUAUUAAAUCAUCAUAAGGAAUCUUCUGUAUCUCUUUAUAUUCUGAGUGUAUGAAGCGUGAGAAUGUCUCAUGGUAUGUAAGAUCAAAAAUACAUCUUUUGUUUAUUCUACUUCCCCCUAGACACCCUUGUCUAGGUACUACAAAAUAAAGCUGAUUUUGUGCUUUGUUGCUGGCUGCAUCCAUCAGCUCGGUCAGACCUUCCCAUCCCAUCUUUUCGUCUCUGUGUCUUUUUUUGUGCUGUAUUUUUCUCAGUCCCCACCAAUUCCACUCUGGUUCACUCCCCUUCCCCAUGCUGGUUCGUGACAGCUCUAAAACUCCCGAGCUCAGGAGAUCCACCUGCCUUGGCCUCCCAGAGUGUGAGGAUUACAGGCACGAGCCACCACACUGGGCCCCCAACAUAAUCUUAUUUUACUGUCCCUUGGUUAUUUUUCGUGUCUGUGUUUGGUUAGUUUCUGUUUUUCGCCAAUGGCACCCCACAGGUGGAAGACAUUUGCAUUGCAGGCAGGUUUCA
Messenger RNA from Nycticebus coucang (slow loris), 2680 nucleotides. It is a transcript of the gene CASP8, whose product is annotated as caspase 8. Lineage: Eukaryota; Metazoa; Chordata; Mammalia; Primates; Lorisidae. Bases 505 to 1947 code for a protein of 480 amino acids. Gene Ontology annotation, biological process: negative regulation of extrinsic apoptotic signaling pathway via death domain receptors; proteolysis; apoptotic process. The transcript has 10 exons. The record is from RefSeq and is a predicted model, not a curated record. Gene Ontology annotation, molecular function: cysteine-type endopeptidase activity; protein binding.